This is a messenger RNA of Cololabis saira (Pacific saury), 3210 nucleotides long. It is a transcript of the gene dtx3, whose product is annotated as deltex E3 ubiquitin ligase 3. The transcript has 5 exons. NCBI's taxonomy places the organism in Eukaryota, Metazoa, Chordata, Actinopteri, Beloniformes, Belonidae. The coding region runs from base 255 to 1364 and encodes 369 amino acids. Gene Ontology annotation, biological process: Notch signaling pathway; protein ubiquitination. The record is from RefSeq and is a predicted model, not a curated record.
AGAGGGCUUGAAUGGCAUUUGCAAGAGCCAGGAAAGCGUUCACGAAAACAUACAACGACGUAAUGUCGGGGAUGCGUUUGGAUAUCAUGCCUUGACCACGAAAGAGUCAUUAUCCGCCGAUAAACUGCAGCAGCACGUCAGAAAUAAAGGCCUCCGCCGAUGGAGCUCGCUGCUCUUUAAUCCAGCUGGAGACCUCCCUGACAGGCUGCGACGAGCUACAGAGAAGGGACGCUUUAAUCGCAAUUGAGGAAUUUAUGGGAUCACAAGUUUCCUCUGAUGAGAUGAGUGUGCGUGCUGGCCAGGGCAGUGAUGAGGUGCUGGUAUCUCAGGCGGUGUGGGAUUACCUGGUUGCAGCCGGGCGGCCCUGGCUCAUUGACUUCCAGCACAGGCAGGGGAUGAGCGCCGGUAUCAUUAGGCGAGGAGAAAGGGGGGGCUGCUGUGCCAUUCGGCUGCAGCCGGUGGAAGGCUCCAGGAGCCCUGGAGCUGGAGUGAUAGAUGGACCCGUCUCCAGUGAGACACGAAAAGCCUUCAUUGACUUAUGCCGCUGUGCCCGCAAAGAAAUGAGCAAACAGGAGGGGGGACCCAAGAGGAAGAGGGCUCUUCUGCCUUGUGUGGGAGCCCUUGAGCAGAAUGGAGAGGGGAGCCUGCUUCAGCCUCCGCCUCCACAACCUCGGCGUUCCCAGAGACAGCCGCAGAGGUUCAGGAAGCCUGCUGAUGAGGAGGCAUGUGCCAUGCUGCACGAGGCAGCCCAGAGGAAAGACCUGGUCUCUAGCAUGGCUUCCCACAGUGAAGCGGAGGACACUAAUACUUGCUCUAUCUGCAUGGGGGAGAUAGUGGAGAAGACAACACUGGAGAAAUGUGGCCAUUCUUUCUGUCGCUCUUGCCUGGAUCAAGCCUUUAAGGUGAAGAAAGCAUGUCCCGUGUGUCGACUAGUGUAUGGCCAGCUAAUCGGCAACCAGCCUGCCAACGGUACAAUGAUUGUGGAGAGAGAUCCCGAUCUGGAGCUUCCUGGCCAUGAAGGCUAUGGCUGUAUCUGCAUCAUCUACAGCUUCCCUCCAGGCCAACAAACGUUAGAACACCCCAACCCGGGUGUUCGAUACCCUGGAACAGACCGCGUGGCCUACCUCCCUGAUAGCCCCGAGGGGAACCGUGUGCUGGGUCUGCUGCGCCGGGCCUUCGAACAGCGCCUUAUCUUCACCAUUGGUACCUCCAUGACUACAGGCAUGCAGAACGUCAUCACGUGGAAUGACAUUCAUCACAAAACCUCAAUAUGGGGUGGUCCGCGCUGCUUUGGGUACCCAGAUCCCACUUACUUGGUGCGAGUGACAGAGGAGCUCAGAGAAAAAGGCAUCACAGCGGACUGACAGCCUGAAAUUGACAGAUCUUCCAGGACUUUGUAGGACCUUGUGAACGUCCUUGCUGUGGGCAUGACUCAGCUAGAGGUUGUGCCCUGAAUGCUCGACGGCUGAAGACGAAAACCGCACCAGACAGGCAUCUAAUGCUGCAGCAGAGCCCAUAUCUCCCCCCACUACUUGUUCUUCUGUUUGUUCAUUUUCUGCAGGGUUCAGCUUACCCCCAGUGCAACAUUUGGAAGAAAACCCUUUUGAGUGCAGUGCAUUCUUAUAUUACAAAUUCUCAAAACUGCCUCUGCUGGCAACGGGCCUGGCAACUGAUGCACACAUCUACGAGCAUCGUGGCGUGAUGGCGUUCAUGGUACUUUAAUAUUAUUUAGGAAAUCCAAGUUUAAUCUUUUUAGACUUUAUGUUCCAACAGUGUUUAUUUCCUCAGUUCUUACUUUGGGGGUUACUUUUAAUUCUUAAAAGCACACAUCCUUGGUUGUAUCCCUCAACAAUGUUUGUUGAACAAGUUUGAUUGUUAUUAAUUACCUGUUGUAAGGAUUGUACUUGGCUCAUACGACAGAGUAGCACUGCUUCUAUAAACAGAAAUCAUUUUCUGAAGUUAUUGCAAUCUAAAGCACUCACAGGCACUUUGGUAAGGUAGUUUGAUUUUUGGCGCAGUAGUAGUAGUAUGAAGGGUUUUUGCUUCCUCCCAUGUAAAGGGUAAUUGGGGACAAACAGGUUUGCGCAGCCAUCAGCUAUUAGCUGGCUACAAGUUGAUGUCAGUUGCUUCAAACACUCAUCUGUGUGUGACCUUCAUCCCUGUUUUUACUUAGAUGAGUGGAAUGUUAAAUGAUGUCUCAUUGCAGCACCUUUUGGCAUGCAUUCCCACUUGUUGUGUUUUUCUGCAUUUGUUACUGCUGUUAUAUCAAGAUGUCUCUGAGGUGUUACACCCAAUUCCUCACUAGUUAGUAACGUGUUCCUUUGAUUACCAGAUUUAUGACGAUGUCAACUAUGAAGGGCAUAUAAACCACUUAAACCAAAUCGAAGGCACAAAGGCUCUUUAAUUAUCUAUGCUUCAGUCCCUGUCAGACUGGGAGAUUUGCCUUUUAAUCUUCUCAUUUAAAAUAAGCUAACUGUUUAGAAAUUUGCUUAAACCCACUAAAAGGCAGUUUGGAAAAAAGAAAUAUUAAAAAAAUGUUGCGUGAACAAUUGAUUUGAUUUAGGGUGGGAUACUGAUCUAAUUUUGUUGUGCCUUUCUUAUAUUCAUUUUUGAUAAAAUAAAAACCAAGCAUGAUGGUUCUGAUGAAUGAUAAGCUGUUUGGGUGUAUUUUAGUGUUAUUUGAUAGGUACACACUAUUAUGUUUUAGCUGUACUGUCUGCUACGGAGUACGAAACACACCGUUUGUAAAAAUGUGUAUUUAUGUGUCAUUGAAUUUGCCCUCUCCCUCAUAAACAGUCUUAUUCUCCAAAUGCUGAAAAAGACCCUCAGAACGGAUAAUCUGUACGUGGGGAAAAAGUGCUUUGAAAAUCCAGAAACCUGCUUGGCUAAAUUCACCAUGGAUUUGAAUGGUCAUAUCCACGCAUCAAAUACUUUUAUUAUAUUUUCAACGUCUUUGUAUUUUAGUUAAGGGACCAACUCAAAUAUUUUUUGGGACACAGGAUUGUAGUUUACUAAAGCUACUGUGCAAACAUUUCUAUGCAUUACAUGGCCGAGGAGGAGCCAGGAGGAAGGGCAGACAGAGGGAUUCCACAUAUUACUAAUUGAUUGUGAAGGAAAACCGAGUUUUGCUUUUCUAAUUGUGUUGAUUCGUACUUUGUUGAUAUUCAGAAUAAUGUGCUUCACAUUUUAAUACUUGAAUAAAGAGUUAUG